Trifolium pratense (red clover) is the source of this 728-nucleotide messenger RNA. Its product is annotated as PHD finger-like domain-containing protein 5A. NCBI's taxonomy places the organism in Eukaryota, Viridiplantae, Streptophyta, Magnoliopsida, Fabales, Fabaceae. The transcript has 2 exons. Gene Ontology annotation, cellular component: catalytic step 2 spliceosome; precatalytic spliceosome; U12-type spliceosomal complex. Bases 160 to 492 code for a protein of 110 amino acids. The record is from RefSeq and is a predicted model, not a curated record. Gene Ontology annotation, biological process: mRNA splicing, via spliceosome.
CUCUCAAUCUUUCUAUCCCUCGUGUUCAAUCUCCAAUAUGCCGCCCCGCACCACCGCUCACCACUCAAUCUCCAAUCCGCCGCACCGCACCAUCGCUCACCGCUCUCACACUUUCUCCUCGUCGCAAAGGUUUUGAGCUUUUAGCAGGUUGUUGAAAAUAUGGCCAAGCAUCAUCCUGAUUUGAUCAUGUGUCGUAAGCAACCAGGAAUAGCCAUUGGACGAUUGUGUGAGAAAUGUGAUGGCAAGUGUGUGAUAUGUGACUCAUAUGUGCGUCCGUGUACCCUUGUCCGUUUCUGUGAUGAAUGCAACUACGGAUCGUUUCAAGGUCGGUGUGUUAUAUGCGGAGGAGUAGGAAUAUCUGAUGCAUACUAUUGCAAGGAAUGCACACAGCAGGAGAAAGAUAGGGAUGGUUGCCCCAAAAUUGUAAAUUUAGGGAGUGCCAAGACUGAUUUGUUCUAUGAACGGAAAAAGUACGGUUUUAAGAAAAGGUGAUAAUGAGGAUGGAUUCAACAUUUGUAUCUCUGUCAAACUUUUUACUCAUGUAUGUUUUGCUCGGUUAUCAGUACAAUGAGAACAUGUGCAUCUAGGUUGUUUAUGUGAUAUGAUUGGUGGCAACUUAAGUGCACGACUGGUUAACCAAUGAGUAGUGAUCAUAUCAUAUGAAUGGCAGUAAUGAUUAAUGAAGUACCAACUUAAACUACAAUAAAUUCAUUGCUAUUUUGUUUAAA